CGCCUCCUCCUCCCCACCUCAUCACCACCGCCGCCAACCACUCCUCACCAAGUCAAAGUUUCUUCCUCGCGACCGGCGGCGAGCGGCGGCGGCGGCGAUGUCUGGGAGAGGCAAGGGCGGCAAGGGGCUCGGGAAGGGCGGCGCGAAGAGGCACAGGAAGGUGCUGCGCGACAACAUCCAGGGGAUCACGAAGCCGGCGAUCCGGAGGCUGGCGAGGAGGGGCGGCGUGAAGCGCAUCUCCGGGCUGAUCUACGAGGAGACCCGCGGCGUGCUCAAGAUCUUCCUCGAGAACGUCAUCCGCGACGCCGUCACCUACACGGAGCACGCCCGCCGCAAGACCGUCACCGCCAUGGACGUCGUCUACGCGCUCAAGCGCCAGGGCCGCACCCUCUACGGAUUCGGCGGCUAGGCGAGGCGAUGCGAGGCCACGCGAUUGGAUAGGGAUUCGAUUAGUGCCAUGUUCUUCAGUUCGUCGUAGUAGCCUAGCCUCUUCUCCUGUAGCUGUUGUUUCAUCUCGUCUCCUGUUCCUUCAUUAAUUAGGGAUGUAUGAACUACUGGUUCGUUCGUUCGAAUGGAAUAGGAAAUCUGCAGUGAUUUACCCUCUAAAUUCAGUUGCAAUCUCUUGCCGUGC
This is a messenger RNA of Oryza sativa Japonica Group (Japanese rice), 631 nucleotides long. Its product is annotated as histone H4. Gene Ontology annotation, cellular component: nucleosome. The record is from RefSeq and is a predicted model, not a curated record. Gene Ontology annotation, biological process: nucleosome assembly. Gene Ontology annotation, molecular function: DNA binding; protein heterodimerization activity; structural constituent of chromatin. Lineage: Eukaryota; Viridiplantae; Streptophyta; Magnoliopsida; Poales; Poaceae.